This is a messenger RNA of Coregonus sp. 'balchen', 7644 nucleotides long. Lineage: Eukaryota; Metazoa; Chordata; Actinopteri; Salmoniformes; Salmonidae. The record is from the annotation of a GenBank genome assembly.
AUGCACAUUGCCAGUUCAGAGUUCCCUGUGAGUUACGGUGGCCCUCCAGGGCAAUAAACCAUCAGGAACGAAAGACAGGCAGUUUAUUGUCCCUUCUUCAUCUUUUAUCUUGAAUGUAUCAUCAAAUAUAUUUGUUUCUAUAAAAUCCAAGCCUGGUUUUUCCCUCUAAGAAUUUAUUUGAUUAACUUCAUUUAUCAAAAUAGAUAUUAAAGGGGCAAUCUGCAGUUCAAACAACUACACCCCGUCACCGAUUAAAACUUUUGGUUAAAAGCUGAGGGAUGGGGCUGGAGAAAUAUAACCUCUCUCAAAUUCAUAGACAGAGCUAGGGAUGCAAGGACUGACCAUCCAUUAUAUAAAAAGUAAAGGUUUAACCAUGUUUUGAGGCUAUACAGUGUUUGUUACAUUGACAUUGUUUGCAAACACUGGAGUAAAACAAGCUUAUAUUUUGGGUUCUGACAGUUGAACUAAGCUCAUGAGACAAUUAGAAGUUAUAUUCUUCAAGAAUUAACGGGUAUAUAUAAUUAAUUAAGUCAAAAAAUGGAUGUAGCAACUAAGGAUUCUAACUUUAAUUGGUUCAUUGAAGGGCAUCGUAACUAAAUGACAUAAUUAUGCCAACUCAUUGCUGGCACAGCUGCAGUUUAUAUCCUGCAGACACAACCUCCCUUGACCUCUCCAUCCUGGUUAAAGAUUAGGGCUACAACAAAAUGAUAAUAUUAAGUUACAAGGGAGACACUAUGGCCAUGGAGAACUGAAGAGAACUGGAGCACCUUUAGAAAUUACAGUAAUAUGAAUUUGGGUUAGGCAUGAUAUUUGUUUUAAUUGAUUGUUAUUAACUAUGCAUUGCAAGAACUGUAACUGCAACUGACUUAUUGAAUAGAUGUAUUGAAUUGCACACAAUAAGACUUCUUUAUGUUCUAAAAUAGUUAUACUACUUGUCUGUUCUUUAAAGCUGUUGCCUGUUGUCUCAGAUGAUUGUUCAAUGAGAACAAAAUGGUCCUGAGAGAGGAAUGACUGUGUGUUGUGUGCAUUUGUACGUGUUGUCUUACCUCAACAGUUGUUGUGUGCUACCUACCUCAACAGCACUCUCACUGUCCCUGUCUGUCUCUCUCUGUGUAUGUGUGUGUGUGUGUGUGUGUGUGUGUGUGUACAGGAGGCUAGUUGUGGCUAUGUGAUCAUCCUGAUGGCCCUGUACUGGUGUACAGAGUGUGUGCCUCUGGCUGUGACCGGUCUGCUGCCUGUCAUCCUCUUCCCUAUGAUGGGCAUCAUGGAGUCAAGCGAGGUACCAACACCACUACCCUCUCCCCUCUCUGCUCAACCACCUCCAUACCUAAUGACUGGAUCUUACCCACCCAUUAGACUCAGUAAUUGAGACAACAAGAUUCUGUUUUAUGAUCAGAAUAAACAGGUCAACAGUUGUUAUGACUAAAAUGUUAAAUGUAAAUCUUUGUUUAGUAGAUACAGUGUUGAGGACGUAUGAAUAGAGCACCUAAGUACUGUUGAUAAAGUCCUUACUGUUGAUCCCAUUAUUAGUAUAUUAUCGUAUUUAUAAGCAGAACCUGUCUCAGGCCAGUACACUCAUUCAGAACCCCCUGUCUGUCUCUCAUCCAGGUGUGUGUCCAGUACAUGAAGGACUCUACAUGUUGUUCGUCGGAGGGCUGUGGUGUGCUAUAGCGGUGGAAUACUGGGAACCUUAACAAAACGCAUCGCCCUCAGAGUUACCUGCUCAUAGUCUAGGGGGUCGAGGCCCUGCACCUGUAAGAGACCCCCUUUAACCGGGGUUAAUUCUCAUAUUACAGAGCUGUUUGGCUGAGGUGUUCUGAUAGCCAAUGCUGUAUUCAUAUUAAUGUCUUAUCUGUUCCUUUUAAAUGGUUUGUUUCCCCACUCUAUAUAUUCAUAACAGUGGCUUCAACAAUAGAGUCGAGUUCGUUAUAUAUCUACAAGACUACCCAUAUCGCUAGAGCUAUAGCUAUCUUAGCUCGCUAUCUAUCUCCUUCGCUCUCCUCUAUCUCUCCUAUAUCUCGCUAUUCUUCUAUCGCUCUCUCUCUCUCUCUCUCUCUCUAUCUCUCUCUCUCUCUCUCUCCUCUCUCCCCUCCCUCCCUGUUACUCCAGUCUGAUGAUGGGCUUCAUGGGCACCACAGCCUUCCUGUCCAUGUGGAUCAGUAACACAGCCUCCACUGCCAUGAUGCUGCCCAUUGCUAACGCCGUGCUGAAGCAGCUGUGUGACACAGAGGCCCAGGCAGAGGAGAGGGAGAUGGACCUGAUGGCCAUCAGGGGUGGGGCCGGGCCUGGGACUGAGGUAUCUAAGGGCCAGGAAAACCAGGCCUUUGAGAUGGAUGACAAGGAAAACAGUAUUACCAUAGGUGUGUGUUGUUAGGAGGAAGUGGUGUGUGUGUGGGGCGGGGGUUGGGGGGUGGGGUGUGUAUGUGUGUGUCAGCAUUUGUUUUGUGUUCAUUAGCCUCAACACCAUCCAUUCUAGGUUUCUCAAGCCAUUCUCAAAUGAGAAUACAGCCUGGUACCACGAGACUAUGUGUCCAUUAGUUCGCUAUGAGCUUUCACAAUCACAAGCUAUUCCACAUCUUUCUGUUUUUGUAAUAAAUCAUAUCUCCCUUAUUUGGCAGAUGAUGGAGGUGCUACUAAAUAUACAAAGGAUGUCAAACCCAGGGAGAAUGGGGUCAAGUUAGGUAAGUAGAAUACAGUAUGUGUUCUCUCAACAUAAGUGUUCCUCAAUCAUGGUCCUUGAAACCCACAGGGUGUAAAUGCUUUUGUUCCAGCCCAGGACUAACAUACCUCAUUCACACCUGUUGUGGAUUCCAUGAAACACCCUUCAGUAAAUUAGUCAACCAUUUAUCUUAGUAGAGGAACACAUUGAUAAGUAAGAUAUAUUGAUAAGUUAUUGAUAAGCUAAUUUAGGAUGUGACCUUAUUGAUUUUGUCCGUUCAAGACAAGAUUGUUUGGACUUAUCGUCUCGUCUGGCUAAGAUAGAAUACAAAUUACACGGACGCAUUGAACAUCAUGUUCAAUAUCACCACCAGAUACUCUCAAUCCCUGUUUCUUGCAGACUCCCUGAAAACAACAGGUGGGAAAUCUUUGCCCUAAACCCUUAGUUACCCUUAGGAAAACUUCUGACAGACUGACCUCUAACCCCUGAACAUUCUGAUUGGCUGACCCAUGGUUCUCUCCCCACAGAGCUAGAGGUGGAGGAGAGCCCGGAGGCGAGGGAGAGGAGGCUGAAGAGGGAGGCUAAGUACCUGAACCUGGAUAAAGGCAUGAGUCUCAGUGUGUGUUACGCUGCCAGCAUUGGAGGAACAGCCACCCUCACCGGCACCACCCCGAACCUUAUCCUUAAGGGACAGGUCGACGAGUACGUUUACUGUUUAUAAAGUCUUACUAUGCUUGGGUAGUAUUACAAGUAAAUACAGUAAGAUACCCAUCUGAGUAGCUCUCAUUAAACGGUUUAUUGUGUGUGGAUACAGUAUUGCAAACCGGUUUAGCAACUGUUCUUCUCUGGGAGAACUGUAGUGCCCAGUCUACUUUGCUUACAGCAGCUAAAGCACAUCCCUGGCUUGGGAGUUAGCUAACAUCUCUGUCACUUCCUCCAUAGAAUUAGAAUUCCGUGCACUUUCCCGUUCAAAGCAGCAUUUUGUGGUGGGUGCACCGGCCCGGCGGCCAUAUUGGGUGUACCUACAGCACAGUACCCUUUGGAAUGUUUAUGUAACUGAUGCUAGUUCUAAUUCUAUAAUUCUAUAAUUCUAUAAUUCUUUCCCCACAGAAUGUUCCCAGGAAAUGAAGACAUCAUCAACUUUGCCAGCUGGUUUGGUUUCUCCUUCCCCAACAUGGUUCUGAUGCUGAUCAUCUCCUGGCUGUGGCUGCAGUUUAUGUACCUGGGCUGCAAGUGAGUCCUUCUUUCCUUUUAUGUUUUAUCUCCAGUCAAUAACAUCCAUAACAUCGUCUCUUGGCAGGAAGCCGAAGCAAUGUAAUUGUGUGCCUGCAAUCCAUGUUGAAAGACGACACAUUCACCAACAUAAAAAUGCUAUAUAAUGAUUAAGCAUAGUAAAAUAAUAGAAGGUAAUGGUUUAUGGUUAUAUUUCACUUAUAUAGAAACUUCAUUGUCCAUUUAUGUUAUACAUUGACAUAUAGUCAAAGUAGAUAAAAGCCUAUAUAAGACCCAGAGUUCUAUAUAGUACUGUAUAGAGAUCUCUGAUAUGUCUCGAAUCUAUUUGGCCCAUUCACCCACAGCAUGAAGAAGUCGUUUGGCUGUGGGACGAAUAAAGAUGGUGACAAGGAGGCGUACGAGGUGAUGAAGAAUGAGUAUAAGAAGCUGGGCAGUAUGUGCUUCGCUGAGGGCUGUGUCCUGGUGCUGUUUGUCCUGCUGGUCCUGCUCUGGUUCACCAGAGAACCAGGCUUCAUGCCUGGCUGGGCCACUGUACUCUUCAACAAGGACAAACCGUGAGUGAUAGAUCAGUAUGUUCUGUGUUGUAACUCCUAUGUGUUAUCUCUACUUGUCACUCCCUGUGCUUCUGCCUGGUUUUCCCUCGCUUAUUAAAAAUCUGAUAGCUUUCUGCUGUGUAUCCCAGUCUUUGCUCUUUUCCGCUUUCUAAUGUAAGCUAACAAUUCAGCUGUACACAUAAUGUGAACGUAAACUGUAAUUACACUGUACAUGCCUAUGUAUCUACCAUAUCAAUACAUAGGAACACAUUGAGAAAUGAGACCAAGAGACAUUGUUUAUAUGUAAAUGUUUAUGUCCCAGGUAUGUCACUGAUGGCACAGUGGCCAUCCUGAUGUCAACGCUGUUCUUUGUGAUCCCAUCCCAAAUACCCAGAUGUGGCGGGUACUCUGAGGAUGGUAUGUGUGUGUGUGCACAUUUGUGCAUGUGUGUGUUUUUUGUCAAUAUAUCUAUGAGUGGUGAGAGUACACAGGGGCCCUGACCUCCAGGGGGCCCCCAUUGAUUUUGUUAGUCACUCUCACUCAGAUAUCAUAUUAACAUGGCAUAAGUCAUGGCAAAAUGUGUAGAAUUGCAGGAAAUUAACUUUCAAACUUACAAUUUUCUCUCCGCUGCCAGGAGGGGGGCCACUAAAAUGUUUUGCCCGCGAGGUGGGGAGGCCCCUCAAACAAAUCUCACUUAGGGCCCCCAAAAGCGGUAAUGUUUUCAUGAGCUUGGGUCCCAGGAAUUACUCAUUUGGGUCCCAAGCUGAAAAGGUUUAAGAACCCCUGGUAUAGAGAUAAAAUCUUUCUGACUCAGUGCUUUGUAAUCGUCCUGAUAGCACCCUCACUUCCCAGGGCUAGCACACGCUCGCACAUUCAUGCACACGCACACACACACACACACACACACACACACACACACACACACACACACACACACACACACAUACAUACUCCGAUACACAUCAGAGGGCUGCAGCGUGAUAGCGCUAGCCUCAAGGUCAGCCCUGCCCUACACGGCUAUAUUUUCUCUUCUGCCCUUUCCCCGAAACAAAUAGCUUUCAAAUCAAUAAAUGACUCGUGGACACUUAUAAAGGGAUAUAAUUAUUGUUUGGAUAACCUUUUUUAUAAUUUUUUAUUUUAUUUUUAUUUUACAAAAAUAUUUAUUCACUCUUUAUGCGAACACCGGAAUAAUAAUUAUCACUGAAUUAUCACAGUAAAUUAUUGUAAUGUUUGUUUGUGUCAAUUAACCCCAUAAGGGAUGGGUUGCCAAAUGGCGAUUUGGCACGAAAAUAAAAAGUUAUUCAUUCAUUCAUAUAAUACAUAUUCACUUGUCUCCCUCUGUAACCUAAGCUGAGUUUAGUGUUCUUACUCCUGAUAAGUGACAAGGUCAAAAUGGCAAAACGGAGUGCUCCAGUAAUGUAGCUCCUGCCUCAAAACGGUGGCAGCUCAAUGUGUUUGGCAAAUACAUGGGUGUCACAAUGAUUAAAGGCACUUAGUGAAGAGUUAGAGUUUUGAGUUUGCGAGGCAGACUUUAAAGUGCAUUGUCAUGGCUCUUUGACUUCUGUUUUUCCGUUCCUGGCAAGGGGUGUUUUUGUGGUCAUGUUAGUAUCUAGGAGUUAUCGAUGGCCUUUGCUCCCUGAGUAGCAAUGUAAGUAGGCAUAAGUUAGUACAGUUCUAUCUAGGACAGAGUCCUGUACAUCGUAACAGUAUAAUCUCUGCCCAUAUAGAUUUGGACAGAGAUACUGUACACUUUAAUAACACUGUAUCUUCUUAACUACCAUGUAAAUACACAGGUCUUAGGGACCGUAGUCUUGCGUUACCAUACUACCAAGUUCCUGCAGGAGUGCCUGGAAUCGAGGCUAUAAGGACCGUGAUGGUAAACCUUGUGUCAUUUUCCUGUGUGUGUCUUGUCCCUAUAGGAAAGCCCCUGAAGGCCCCUCCCACCCUGCUGAACUGGGACGUGGUCCAAGAGAAGAUGCCCUGGAACAUCCUCUUGCUACUGGGAGGAGGCUUCGCUCUGGCCCGGGGCAGCGAGGUACCGUCUGUCUGUGUGUCUGUCUGUCGGUAGGUCGGUCAGUCUGUCCAAAUCGGUCGGUCUGUGUUUUCAUUUUUUAAACACAAAUGAUUACAUUUGUGGAUAUGUUUUUCUCUGUGUGCAGACGUCUGGUCUGUCUCAGUGGCUAGGAGAAAAUCUAGCCCCCCUGCAGUCCAUCCCUCCCUUUGCCAUCUCCUUCCUCCUGUCUCUACUUACCGCCACUUUCACUGAGUGCUCCAGUAACGUAGCUACUACCACACUGUUCCUGCCUAUACUGGCCUCUAUGGUAAGAGCAGACAGAAUCCCUUACAAAUUCACAUACACACACCCAGGCAACACACGGUAACACACAUGUCCAAUUAGCAAACCUGGAUCAAUGAUUUUAAGUGGUGCUAGAUUUAGUUUGGAGUUUGUCCUUUUGGGACUAUUCCUUUGGUUCCAUUUUACCGGGAAAACUAAAUCAAGGACAGCUAAGUAUAUGACAUGUGUAUUUGACCCAGGUCUGGCUCUUAGGCCUACACUAUAUGUUAAUUUCACCUCUUUGACCCAUGUGUGACCCUGUCUGUCUGUUCCCAGGCCAUAGCCAUUAAGCUCCACCCACUGUACGUCAUGCUGCCCUGCACCAUCUGUGCCUCGCUGGCCUUCAUGCUGCCGGUGGCCACACCUCCUAAUGCCAUCGCCUUCUCCUAUGGCAACCUCAAAGUCAUGGACAUGGUACGACCUACGACCAUUCACCCUUCACCCCUCAACCCUCUCCAUACAGUAAUUUGUGUAGAGAGUGAAAUACUAUCCUGGAUCCAAACUGAAUUUUUCUGUUUCACUGUUUCAGUCUGGUCAUCUCUUCAUUGUAAAAAACACUUUGUGACAAUUGCUGAUAUAAAAAGGGUUUUAUUCUGUAAAUACAGUAAAUGUGAUUAAUUGAUUCAGUCAUUGAAACCAGUAGUGAAACAGAGCAAUUCACUUUGGAUCCAGGCUAGUAGAAUACAUGGUUGUGAAACAUUCAGUCUGUGACCCAUGUUUCUACCUGUUUUUCACCGCACUGACAACAGGCGAAGGCUGGAUUCAUUCUGAACAUUGUUGGUGUCAUCACCAUCAACAUCGCCCUGAACACCUGGGGAGCAGCCAUGUUCAAUCUCAACACCUUCCCUGACUGGGCCAAUGUUACCACCAUACACACCCCCUGA